This is a messenger RNA of Cryptomeria japonica (Japanese cedar), 2253 nucleotides long. NCBI's taxonomy places the organism in Eukaryota, Viridiplantae, Streptophyta, Pinopsida, Cupressales, Cupressaceae. The record is from the annotation of a RefSeq genome assembly.
AUGACCAUUCGUUCACCGGAACCAGAAGUAAAGAUCAUAGUGGAUAGGGAUCCUGUUAAAACCUCUUUUGAAAAAUGGGCUAAACCCGGUCAUUUCUCAAAGACACUAGCCAAGGGACCUAAUACUACCACCUGGAUCUGGAACCUACAUGCUGAUGCUCACGAUUUUGAUAGCCAUACCAAUAAUUUGGAAGAGAUCUCCCGCAAAGUAUUUAGUGCUCAUUUUGGUCAAUUAGCAAUAAUAUUUAUUUGGCUAAGUGGGAUGUACUUUCACGGCGCUCGCUUCUCCAAUUAUGAAGCAUGGCUAGGCGAUCCUACUCACAUUAAACCCAGUGCUCAGGUAGUUUGGCCGAUAGUAGGCCAAGAAAUUUUGAAUGGAGAUGUGGGUGGAGGUUUUCGAGGAAUACAAAUAACCUCUGGGUUCUUCCAGAUUUGGCGAGCAUCCGGAAUAACUAGUGAAUUGCAACUUUACUGCACCGCAAUUGGUGCAUUGAUCUUUGCAGCGUUAAUGCUUUUUGCUGGUUGGUUCCAUUAUCACAAAGCUGCUCCAAAAUUGACUUGGUUCCAAGAUGUAGAAUCCAUGUUGAACCACCAUUUAGCAGGGUUACUAGGACUUGGCUCUCUAUCUUGGGCAGGACACCAAAUACACGUUUCUUUACCUAUUAAUCAACUCUUAGAUGCUGGAGUGGACCCUAAAGAGAUACCACUUCCUCAUGAGUUUAUUUUAAAUCGUGAGCUUUUAGCUCAACUUUAUCCCAGUUUCGCUAAGGGAUUGACCCCAUUUUUCACCCUGAAUUGGUCGGAAUAUUCAGAUUUUUUGACUUUUCGCGGAGGACUCAACCCAGUAACGGGGGGUCUGUGGCUGACCGAUACUGCACACCACCAUUUGGCUAUUGCAGUUCUUUUUCUAAUCGCUGGUCAUAUGUAUAGAACCAAUUGGGUUAUUGGUCAUAACCUCAAGGAUAUUUUGGAAGCUCAUAAAGGUCCAUUUACAGGGGAAGGACAUAAAGGUCUUUACGAGAUCUUAACUACUUCAUGGCAUGCUCAAUUAGCUCUUAACCUAGCUAUGUUAGGGUCUUUAACUAUUGUCGUAGCUCACCAUAUGUAUUCUAUGCCUCCCUAUCCAUAUCUAGCUACUGACUAUGGUACCCAACUGUCUCUGUUCACGCACCAUAUGUGGAUUGGUGGAUUUCUCAUAGUUGGCGCUGCUGCACAUGCAGCUAUUUUUAUGGUAAGAGACUAUGAUCCGACUACUCAAUACAACAAUCUUUUAGACCGUGUUCUGAGACAUCGUGAUGCAAUCGUAUCACACCUCAACUGGGCAUGUAUUUUCUUAGGUUUCCAUAGUUUUGGUCUAUAUAUUCAUAAUGAUACUAUGAGUGCUUUAGGACGUCCUAAAGAUAUGUUUUCAGAUACUGCUAUACAAUUACAACCUAUCUUUGCUCAAUGGGUACAAAACACUCAUGCUUUAGCACCCAGUUUGACAGCUCCUGAUGCAACAGCAAGCACCAGCUUAACCUGGGGAGGCGGCGAUUUGGUAGCAGUAGGUGCCAAAGUGGCUUUGUUACCUAUUCCAUUAGGAACUGCGGAUUUUUUAGUACACCAUAUUCAUGCAUUUACUAUCCAUGUGACUGUAUUAAUAUUACUGAAAGGUGUUUUAUUUGCUCGCAGUUCUCGUUUAAUACCCGAUAAAGCGAAUCUUGGUUUUCGUUUUCCUUGCGAUGGGCCUGGUAGAGGAGGAACAUGUCAAGUAUCUGCCUGGGAUCAUGUCUUCCUAGGAUUAUUCUGGAUGUACAAUGCAAUUUCGGUAGUAAUAUUUCAUUUUAGUUGGAAAAUGCAGUCUGACGUUUGGGGUAGUAUAAGUGAUCAGGGAGUGGUAACUCAUAUUACAGGAGGAAACUUUGCACAGAGUUCCGUUACAAUUAACGGGUGGCUUCGUGACUUUCUAUGGGCACAAGCUUCUCAAGUAAUCCAAUCUUACGGUUCUUCAUUAUCUGCCUAUGGCCUUUUAUUCUUAGGUGCUCAUUUCGUUUGGGCAUUUAGUUUAAUGUUCCUAUUUAGUGGCCGUGGAUAUUGGCAAGAACUUAUUGAAUCUAUUGUUUGGGCUCAUAAUAAAUUAAAAGUUGCUCCUGCUAUCCAGCCAAGAGCCUUGAGUAUUGUCCAAGGACGUGCUGUAGGAGUAGCUCAUUACCUUCUGGGUGGAAUCGUCACAACAUGGGCGUUCUUCCUAGCAAGAAUUAUUGCAGUAGGAUAA